Molecule: messenger RNA, 531 nt
Organism: Ascochyta rabiei
Lineage: Eukaryota; Fungi; Ascomycota; Dothideomycetes; Pleosporales; Didymellaceae
Exons: 1
Coding region: 1-531 (176 amino acids)
Source: RefSeq, a predicted model, not a curated record
AUGCACUGGUUGGCAGCAUUAGACAGCGCCGCAGAGCGGUUUGAUGGCGGUCGUUGGAGCUUUCCUCUGGCCAGCAAAGCUGACUUCGUUCGCAACUACGCGUACGAGCCGCCGAAUGAGGACUACGAGAAGCUCUUCUUCUGCCGAGCGACCAUCUCACGCUCGCAGCGUGAUCCAGGUGCUCGUCCGCACAGCGCAGGAUGGCUGAUCCCCACCCGUGACGAUGCCAGCGUCUGCAAGCCCGUCUUCAUUGCCCACUCCGUCUUGUCAGCGAUCUGGCUUCUGCGCGAGACGCUCGCCGACGACGUCCUGCCUGACAAUAUCUGGGAUCGUCUGGUCUGCGCGGCCGAGUCGCUUGCGGAGGACGGGAUGGAAGAGCCGCCGUCUGCGCAGAAGCCCUUUGCUUCCCCUUCACAACAGGCCUCUGCUCCACCCCUGCAACAAAAGAAGCGGCCACACCUAUCUGCGCCGGCCCCUACACCAAAGCGCGCUCGAACAACCACCAAUGAGACACAUCCAGCCAGCCCUUAG